Ectocarpus siliculosus is the source of this 2397-nucleotide messenger RNA. Lineage: Eukaryota; Phaeophyceae; Ectocarpales; Ectocarpaceae. The record is from the annotation of a GenBank genome assembly.
AUGGUGCCCAAGGCGGCCAACAUCCAGGGCGCGGCUCACUCGUCGAGCUUCGCGGCAACCUCGUCUAUCCCAGCCACAGCGCGGGGACGUGGUAGUGAUCUGGGCGGCGUUAGAGGUCUAAAGGCGGUUGCCGCGGCUGAGAGCACUGACGUCAUCUCCCCGCAGGGCGAGGAGGACAAGAUGGGGGAGUACAUCAAGAACCGGGGCGGAUCUCUUCCUAUCCGAAAGAUUCUGAUCGCCAACAACGGCAUGGCGGGCACGAAAGCGAUCCUGUCGAUGCGGCAGUGGUGCUACCUAGAGCUGGGGGACGAGAAGGCCGUGGAGUUCGUCGCCAUGGCGACCCCGGAGGACCUUCUUGCGAACGCGGAGUUCAUCCGCCUGGCGGACGCCAUCGUAGAGGUCCCCGGGGGAAAGAACAGCAACAACUACGCCAACGUCGACCUCAUCGUCGACACCGCCAUCAAACAGGGCGUGGACGCCGUGUGGCCCGGGUGGGGACACGCCUCGGAGAACCCCCAGCUGCCCACCCGCCUGACGGACAACGGCAUCAAGUUCAUCGGCCCCACCGCCCCGGUGAUGUCAGUGCUCGGGGACAAGAUCGCCGCGAACAUCCUCGCGCAGACCGCCAAGGUGCCGUCCAUUCCGUGGAGCGGCGACGGGCUGGAGGCCAAGCUGACUGAUGGCCCCCCCACGAUCGUGCCGCCGGCCAUGUUCAAGGAGAUGGAGCGCGCUGCGCAGAGGCUCACCCAGAAUAUCGGCUACCGCGGCGCGGGGACGGUGGAGUACCUCUACAACCCUGAGUCCAACAGCUUCUUCUUCCUCGAGCUCAACCCUCGACUUCAGGUGGAGCACCCCGUGACGGAAGGGCUCUCGCUGGCGAACCUGCCUUCGAUUCAGCUCCAGGUGGCGAUGGGCAUCCCCCUGAACGAGAUCCCCGACAUCCGCGGGUUCUACGGCAAGGCCGACCGCUACGGCCACGACGCCAUCGACUUCAUGACCGAGGACUACGCUCCCAUCCGCAACCACAUCAUCGCGGCCCGCGUUACCGCAGAAAACCCGGACGAGGGCUUCAAGCCCACCUCGGGCACGAUCGAGCGAGUGAAGUUCCAGUCGACGUCCAGCGUGUGGGGUUACUUCUCCGUCGGGGCCAACGGCGGCAUCCACGAGUUCGCCGACAGCCAGUUCGGGCACCUGUUCGCCUCCGGAGCGACUCGCGAGGCCGCCCGCAAGAACCUCGUGCUGGCCCUCAAGGAGAUCGAGGUGCAAGGCGAGAUCCGCACGACGGUGGAGUACUUGGUGCAGCUUCUGGAGACGCCCGAGUUCAAGGAGAACAGCAUCGACACCUCUUGGCUGGACGGCCUCAUCGCUGCCAAGUCGGUGGGCGUGGAGUUCGAGGCUCACUCCGUGGUGACGUGCGCAGCUCUCUACAAGGCCUUCACUUUCUGCAAGCAGGAGAUGAAGCGCUACCUCGGUCAGCUUGAGAAGGGACAGACCGGUCUGAUCGGGCUGAAGGGCAUGAACAGGUUCCCCGUGGAGAUCUCGUACGAGGGGGUCAAGUACUCCUUCACCGUACUCAGGCAGGCGCCCGACGCCUUCACGCUCUCCAUCAACGGACAGGACUUCCCCGUCAAGGUCCGCGAACAGAAGGACGGCCGCCUGAUCGCUAACUUCCAGGGAACGAGCCGCCUCAUCUUCGGGCAGGAGGAGGCCAUGGGCCUGCGGCUGCAGCUCGACGGCAAGACCGUGGUUCUCCCCAACAUCUUUGACCCCAGCGAGCUUCGGUCGGACAUCACCGGGAAGGUGGUCCGGUUCCUCCAGGAGGACGGCGCGGACGUUGCCGCCGGGGACCCGUUCGUGGAGGUGGAGGCGAUGAAGAUGAUCAUGCCGCUCAAGGCCACUGAGUCGGGAAAGAUCAACCACGAGAUGUCCCCCGGAUCCAUCAUCGCAGCCGGGGACCUCCUCGCCUCCCUGCAGCUUGCGGACCCCUCCCGCGUGAAGAAGAUCCUGCCCUUCACGGGGCAGCUGGACCUCAAGACCGCCGAUGCCGACGCUGGUGACGACGUCGACAGCAUGAUCCAGAAGCUCGACAUGGCCAUGCAGGGCUUCGAGCUGGACUUCGAGCCCGUGGUGGCCCGGCUGUUCAACGUGUGCGAGGACGCGGCGAAGCUGGACCACGCCGUGCUCACUCUCGUGCAGAGGUACCUGUCUGUGGAGCUGCUGUUCGCCGGCAAGGCUAACGAGGACGCGGUCAUCGCCGACCUCAUCAAGGCCCACAAGGACGACCCCGAGGAGCUCGGGUCCGUGAGCCCCGCACAGCUGGCCGGUUCUCCAUCCCUCUCCGUCGGUGUGGACCUGCUGACGUCACUCUUCAACGACGAAGACGCCGCAAUCCGGUAG